Messenger RNA from Umbelopsis ramanniana AG, 1181 nucleotides. RefSeq lists its product as uncharacterized. Gene Ontology annotation, biological process: post-translational protein targeting to endoplasmic reticulum membrane. The transcript has 8 exons. Gene Ontology annotation, molecular function: ATP hydrolysis activity; ATP binding. NCBI's taxonomy places the organism in Eukaryota, Fungi, Mucoromycota, Umbelopsidomycetes, Umbelopsidales, Umbelopsidaceae. The record is from RefSeq and is a predicted model, not a curated record. The coding region runs from base 134 to 1132 and encodes 332 amino acids. Gene Ontology annotation, cellular component: GET complex.
GGCAUUGUCUGCUGCCAAAUUGGCAUAGAGUCAACUACAGCAUUUGAUUGGCCAAUUUCGAUUCUGCUUUUUGCCAUGAAAACCUGUACGUGUUCCUUACAGUGAAGUCUCUUUUCCAGCAACUUCUAUACUCAUGUCUGACCUCUCUGACGACGACUUUCAGCCUUUGGAUCCCUCUCUGCAAAACAUCCUAGAUCAAAAUUCCUUGCACUGGAUUUUUGUUGGUGGCAAGGGUGGUGUUGGCAAAACAACUACUUCUUGCUCAUUGGCUGUUCAGCUAGCAAAGGUUCGAGAAUCUGUACUCCUUAUUUCCACAGAUCCAGCCCACAAUCUGUCCGAUGCAUUCGGCCAAAAGUUCUCCAAGGAAGCAACACUUAUCAACGGCUUUGACAACCUCUUUGCCAUGGAAAUUGACCCCACAUCUAGUAUCCAAGAGAUGAUUGAGCAAUCGGAUCAAAACAAUGCCAUGGGAUCCAUGUUCCAAGAUCUUGCUUUUGCUAUUCCUGGUGUCGAUGAAGCAAUGGGUUUCGCUGAAGUUAUGAAACAAGUGAAGACCAUGCAAUAUUCUGUCAUUAUUUUCGAUACUGCUCCCACUGGUCAUACUCUCCGUUUCCUGUCUUUCCCAACCGUGCUGGAGAAGGCUCUUGCCAAGGUCAGCACUCUCAGUGGACGCUUUGGUCCCAUGUUCCAACAGAUGUCUGGUAUGAUGGGAGUGAACGCUAACCAGGAGGACAUGUUCAGCAAGUUGGAAGAAAUGCGUUCUGUCAUUACAGAAGUGAACAACCAGUUCAAGGAUCCUAACACAACAACAUUUGUCUGCGUUUGCAUUUCAGAAUUCUUGUCUUUGUAUGAAACUGAGAGAAUGAUUCAAGAAUUGACCGCAUACAAAAUUGAUACUCACAACAUCGUGGUCAACCAGCUACUUUUCCCAAAGAAAGGAUCAAAUUGCGAACACUGUGGAGUGCGCCAUAAGAUGCAGCAGAAAUAUCUGGACCAGAUCUAUGAUCUUUACGAGGAUUUCCACAUUGUUAGAAUGCCACUGUUGACCAAGGAAGUCCGAGGCACUGAGGAUAUAAAAGAAUUCAGCAAGAUGCUCAUAGAACCAUUUCGUCCCAAAGACGAGACUGAAUGAAUGAGUAGACCAUAUAGUAAUUAAAAGAAUAACCUCCACAUCAAUUCAU